AAUGUUGGCAUUCUUGCUUUGAAUGUCAAACAGUGCGGUUGUCUCUUUUCGGUACUCGUAAAUUUACACCAGCAAAGCCAGACAUACAUAAAUUAGAAUUCCUACUUUCAAUAAGCAUAAAUACCCAAAAUUUAUUUAAAGUAAUCUCAAACGUAACGGCAAAUUGAUAUUUUUUCGAAAUAUCAAAACUAAAAUAUACAAAAUUCACUAAAAAAAAAAUUAAAUUUUUUUCGAGCAAUUUUGUAGCUUAGUACUUAAAAACGCAUUACCGUUGCGUUAUUGCUAUCUAAUUUACUUGUAAUUAAAAGUUAUUUAAAACGGAAUUUUGUAGUUAAACAAAGACUGUUCGAAUCGUAUAACGAUAGCAUACUUAGUAAGCGCGCUUAGCAUAGUUAGUUUGGAAGUUUCUGGAACACAGUUUGAGAAGCAUUUGAAAAAGUUGUAAAGUCGUGCGGUCGUGUGUUUUUGAAACCGUGCUUUUAUGUACUUAAGUCAACACGCACAAACGGAGUUACGACACACAUACACACACUUAAGGCUCGUGAUUAUACGAAAGCAAGAGAGUAUAAUAAAUAGCAAAAAAGCAGAAACGAAGCCGCUUCACCACUAGUGCAACAAAAACAACAGCCCAAGGUCAUUGCAGAAUCUCGAGACGUAAGAUUUUCGGAUAUAAUUUAAGUUUCACGGGAUCGUGUAACGAGAAGUCGAGAUCAUGAGUUUCCACAAGAGUGACUCACGCACGCCGCUGGCGCCCACGUCAUAUACCAAAAUCCCGACAGUAUCGGCGAGCUAUGACAACGAGACGCACACCGGUUCGAGGAGUAGCGCGAUCAACUCGAGUCAACCAAAAUUCAUACGUCCGGAUAUGGUUGAUGUGCCGGCACAACAGGCCGCCGGAUCCACGUUGCCAUUGGUGUUGACGCGUAAAAAAGGCGAUGAGGAGGAUGUCAAUUAUAAUCCGUUCGAGCACCGGAAAGUCGAUCACCCGACCUCCGAUAUGGAGACCUUCGUGCAUCUGCUGAAGGGUUCACUCGGCUCCGGCAUACUUGCCAUGCCGAUGGCCUUCAUGAACGCUGGUCUGUGGUUGGGCUUAAUCGCCACCUUUGCGGUGGGCACACUUUGCACCUACUGUGUGCAUAUACUCGUCAAAUGCGCGCACAUUCUCUGUCGGCGGCGUAAAAUACCGAUGAUGGGUUUCGCCGAUGUGGCCGAACAAGCCUUCCUCGACGGACCGCCCGGUUUGAAUCGCUGGUCUCGUUUCAUCCGUUUCAUGGUAAAUGUCUUCCUUGUCAUCGAUUUGAUUGGCUGCUGUUGCAUUUAUCUGGUGUUCGUCGGCACAAAUGUCAAGGCGGUGCUGGAUGAAUAUAUGGACGAACCAUUGAAUAUCCGCGUAUGGAUUGUGAUCGUUACCUGCCCAUUGUUGGUAAUGUGCCUGGUGCGCAAUCUGAAGUAUCUCACACCCUUCUCGAUGAUCGCCAAUAUUUUGAUGUUUGUUGGCAUUGUGAUUACAUUCUACUAUGUAUUCGAUGAUUUGCCUGCACCAUCGGAACGCGAGGGCAUUGUGAAUGUCGUGCAGUGGCCACUCUUCUUCGGCACUGUCAUCUUCGCGUUGGAAGGUAUUGGUGUAGUUAUGUCGUUGGAGAACGACAUGAAGAACCCUACACAUUUCAUUGGUUGCCCAUCGGUGUUGAAUUUCGGUAUGGGUGUUGUGAUUUCGCUGUACACUUUGGUCGGAUUCUUUGGUUACUUGAAGUAUGGCUCGAAGACCCAAGGCAGCAUUACGUUGAAUUUGCCGGCAGAAGACAAAUUGGCUCAGUCUGUCAAGCUCAUGAUUGCCAUUGCGAUCUUCUUCACAUUUACGCUGCAGUUCUAUGUGCCGGUGAGCAUCAUUUGGAAGGGCAUUUCGCACAAGAUCUCCGAGGAGCGCAAAAAUAUUAGCGAAUACGCGCUGCGUAUUGCUUUGGUGAUCCUUUGCGGCGCCAUUGCCGUUGCGUUACCCAAUUUGGGUCCCUUCAUCUCACUUAUCGGUGCUGUGUGCCUGAGUACGCUCGGCAUGAUCAUACCAUCGGUCAUCGAAUUGGCUGUGUACCAUGAGGAUCCCGGCUAUGGCCGCUUCAAGUGGCGCCUAUGGAAGGAUAUCGGACUGAUUAUCUUCGGCAUUGUGGGCUUCGUAACCGGCUUAUACGUAAGCAUACUCGAGUUCCAUGCCGAAUUCAGUGGUGGCCAUAUUGGUGAAAAUGCCUCAUAAUUGAAGCAUCCGUGAGUGACCUGCAGUAUCACAAAGUAACAAAAACAAAAACACAAAAAAAUAUAAAUUUAAUUAUGCAAGAUAAUAAUAAUCUAAUAUACAUACAUAUAUAUAUAUACAUAAAUACAUAUGCAUAUAGCGUUAGUGAUGUAGUUUAGUAGGAAGCGUAAAAAAAAAACAAAAAAUGAAAAAAAAUACAAUAACAACAAUAAAUGCAGCUUUAUGUCGAUGCGCGCGCGUAUUUUGCAUAUCGAACAGUAAUUUUAACCAAACCAAACCAAAACAAAUGAACAGUUAACACAAUUCGUAGAACUAAUUGUAAUUAGUAAGCAAACACACACACACACACAUACACAUUUGUAGAGUAAAGCGUUAAUUUUAACAUUUAUAUAUUCGCGAAUAAUGAGAAACAAAACAAAAAUCUUAAAGAAAUCACCGUUUUCUGAACAAAUUACCGUUGAACUUUACAUGCGGCAUGUAUCUGCGCUGCGCUACACAGUUGAUUUAGUCAUGUAAGAUUUUUAUUUAGUUUGUAAAUGGAAAGCAAAAGCAAAAACAAAAACAAUGUAAUGUAUGUAUGUAAAAUUUUGAUUUCGUUUGCGCGCCACAAGCGUGUGGCAAGCGCAAAAGCGGCAAGCAAAGUAGUAGUAAUAUUGUAGUAUUUUUUUUUGUUCCUUCGCCGGCUGCGUCCGCAUGCGUCCAGCUGGCGAACUCCAAUUGGUCUGUGAAGUUUUCUCUUUUGCAAAGAAACAAAGAUUUUAUUUUUAAUGCAAGUUUAUGCUAAUUUAUAAUUUCUAAUUUACUAAAUAUGCAAACAAAGUAUUCACUCUAUGUGGUUUACGUGGCUGUUGACGCAGAUUGUUGAGCAAAUGGUUUGCGCAAACUUUUAGCGAAAAAGUUAAAACAUAUACUAUAUAUACAUAUAAUUAAAUGCUUUAAUUUUAACGGUAAACAAGAUAUUUGUAAACAAAUUGUGAAUUUGCAGUGAUUUAAAAGUA
This is a messenger RNA of Bactrocera neohumeralis, 3246 nucleotides long. RefSeq names its product proton-coupled amino acid transporter-like protein CG1139. Gene Ontology annotation, biological process: amino acid transmembrane transport. The coding region runs from base 713 to 2248 and encodes 511 amino acids. Gene Ontology annotation, cellular component: vacuolar membrane. The transcript has 6 exons. Gene Ontology annotation, molecular function: amino acid transmembrane transporter activity. NCBI's taxonomy places the organism in Eukaryota, Metazoa, Arthropoda, Insecta, Diptera, Tephritidae. The record is from RefSeq and is a predicted model, not a curated record.